This is a messenger RNA of Wyeomyia smithii (pitcher-plant mosquito), 1749 nucleotides long. RefSeq names its product zinc finger protein 595-like. Bases 1 to 1419 code for a protein of 472 amino acids. The record is from RefSeq and is a predicted model, not a curated record. Gene Ontology annotation, molecular function: RNA polymerase II cis-regulatory region sequence-specific DNA binding; DNA-binding transcription factor activity. NCBI's taxonomy places the organism in Eukaryota, Metazoa, Arthropoda, Insecta, Diptera, Culicidae. Gene Ontology annotation, biological process: regulation of transcription by RNA polymerase II. The transcript is spliced from 2 exons.
AUGGAAAUGGGAGAAUUUGUUCCAAUUAAAGUGGAGAAAGAAUCCGGAUCGAUUAAGGAGGAAGAAAUUACGCUAAUCGAUACCCAGUUGCAUGUUAUAAGAUCUGAUCUAACAAUCACCAAGAAUGACGGACGCUCCUCUAGUGAGAUAACUGCACUACCAGAUGGGACAUGUGUAGUGCAAGGGAAUCCUGCAACCAACAACAAUAUCCAUGAAACCAUAGCAACAGAGCCGGCUUCGGCAGUGGACGGUGACAUUGCUGCGCCUAGCUCAAGUAAGACGAAUGAAUUGGACACGAACCCUAUUGAUUCGUUCCAGUGUGACCAAAAUGACGAAACGUUGGGCACAGACCUCAAGCUUAAGAACAAUAAUACGCAUCAAACAGAGAAAAAUAAUUACAAUACGCAAGACACCACGGAAAGCUCCUAUAAAUGCCACAUUUGCGGGAAAGUGGUCGGGUUCAAGUCCUCCCUUGCAAGACAUACGCGCCUCCACAGUGACGAGCGACGGUACAAAUGCGACAUCUGCGGUAAGGAAUGCAUAUCAGUGAGUAAGCUUAACGAGCACAAGAAGUAUCACACAUCCGGUGAGAACGAACUGUUCAAGUGCGACUUUUGUGGGAAAGACUUCGCUUAUCGCUCUUCCCUCCUGAACCAUAUGCCAGCUCACAGUAACGAGCGUGGGCACAGAUGUGACGUUUGCGGUAAAGAUUACAAAUCAGUAUAUAUUCUGAAUCGACACAAGAAGUGUCACACAACCCAUGAGAAAGAACUGCACAAAUGCGAAAUUUGCGGGAAAAGUUUCGUGCAUCGCUAUGUAUUCGUAGAACAUUUGGACACCCAUAGUGAGGAGCGACGGUACAAGUGUGAUAUCUGCGGCAAGCAACAUAAGACAAAAGGUGGUCUCAACAAACACAAGAAAGCACAUAACGGCGAACAAUCGUUCAAGUGUGACGAACAAACGCGCCUCAACAAAGACGAGCGACGGUACAGAUGCGACAUCUGCGGUAAGGAAUCCAAAUCAGCAGCUUAUCUUAAUGAGCACAAGAAAUAUCACAUACUUGCUGAGGAUGAACUAUACAGAUGCGACUUUUGUGGGAAAGGUUUUGUUUGUCGCUAUUUGCUCUUGAAACAUGUGCACGUUCACAGUGACGAGCGACCGCACAGAUGUGACAUCUGCGGCAAAGAUUUCAAAUCAUCAAUUGGUCUGUCUCAACACAAGAAGUAUCACACAACCCAUGAGCAUGAACUGCAUAAAUGCGCCAUUUGCGGGAAAGGUUUCGUGCAUCGUCACGCACUCGUAGAACAUGUGGACACUCACAGUGAUGAGCGUCGGUACAAGUGCGAUAUAUGUGACAAGCAUUACAAGACAAAAGGAUUUCUAAACAAGCACAAAAAAUUACACAACAGCUUACAAUAACGACUGCGGCAAGCAUUACAAGACAAGAGGAUUUCUAAACAAGCACAAAAAAUUACACAACAGUUUACAGUAACGCCUGCGGUGAAAUGCUAAGAACAGCAUUGAGAAAAAAAUGCAGUCUAAGAACGCAGUUAAAUGAAAUUUGCAAGAGACGUUAAAGAAGUUAAUAUUUUGAUCUGAAAGCAAAUUAGCACAAGAUCUACGUACACAGCAUGAAUUGUGUACAGAAAGGUUUAGUAGAAGAGAGGCUUAGUAAAAGCUAAGGCCGAUCAGGCUUUGAUUGAGCAAACAGAAUGGCAAAAAAACGCUGAGCUGGGCUCGAUUGUAAAA